CCAAAAGGGAGACAUGGAUUGCUCGCGUGACAUGGUGGCUAUUGUGGAGGGACCAUCUCCAAGCAUCAAACCUUUGCCAUGGAGGAAUCCAAAUACAUGAGAUCAGUUUGGGGGCCAAAAGACAAACUUUGAUUUGGACCUCAUUUUCUUCUACCACCUUGCUUUCUCAGCCUCUCCUAAUUAAAAUGACGACAACGACGAUGAUGACGACAACAAAAAAUAUAUAAAAGAAGUGAGCAAUAUAGAGUUGUUCAUCUCCUUCCUCUUCUCUUCUCGUCUCUUGGUUUUCAACGUUCGCUUAAUAUUUAGCUUCUCCUCGAAAGCAUGAAGAAAAUUGUGGUGAAAGUGGGCUUGCAAGAUGACAAAGAGAAGCGAAAGGCCAUGAAGGCAGUCGCCACUCUUCAAGGGAUCGAUUCGGUGGCCAUAGAGAUGAAGGAUAAGAAGAUGACCGUGAUCGGUGAAGUCGAUCCUAUUGACAUCGUUGGCAAGCUAAGAAAAGGGUGGGCCACCGAGAUAGUCUCUGUGGGGCCAAAGGAAGAACCCAAGAAGGACGAAGGUAAGAAAAAGGAAGAAGAAGAAAAAAAGAAAAAGGAAGAAGAGGAAAAAAAAGAAAAGAUAAUUAAGGAAUUCAUGGAAGCGAGCUAUGGCCAUCUCUACGUACCCAACCGAUAUUAUGCCCCAAGCGGCGAGGAGAAUCCAAAUGCUUGUGCUAUUCUCUAAGUCGUGUAAAUAUCAAGAAGGCUUUCUUAAUUUGUAUUCUAGAUAAUGGGAGAAGUGGUAGCUCAUCAAUAGGUUAAUGUGUUUGAGAACGAUCCAAAUACAAUUC
Molecule: messenger RNA, 826 nt
Organism: Zingiber officinale
Lineage: Eukaryota; Viridiplantae; Streptophyta; Magnoliopsida; Zingiberales; Zingiberaceae
Product: heavy metal-associated isoprenylated plant protein 39-like
Exons: 3
Coding region: 325-720 (131 amino acids)
Molecular function (GO): metal ion binding
Source: RefSeq, a predicted model, not a curated record